Molecule: messenger RNA, 8190 nt
Organism: Besnoitia besnoiti
Lineage: Eukaryota; Apicomplexa; Conoidasida; Eucoccidiorida; Sarcocystidae
Exons: 1
Coding region: 1-8190 (2729 amino acids)
Source: RefSeq, a predicted model, not a curated record
AUGCCGUCCGGCGAAGCGGCUCACAGGCCCUCGAGCCCCCGCGCCGCCGUACCAACGUUCUCCGCCGUCGCCCACGCGGGGGGCGCAGGCGAUGCUGCGCCGCUAGAGCCGCGCGUGCCCGAACUGUGGCUCACCUUCGAAGCAGCUGCGGGCGCCUCGCCCUCUGCAUCCCCCGCCCCCCUUCUUCAGCCUUCACCCUUGGUGCUAGCCCCCUCGGGUCCCGCUGCUGCCGCUAGGACUAUGCCUAGGACGGCGGCGCAGGACGACCCGCCUCCUCUCCACGCUCCGUCUGCUGGCGCCGAGGCGCCAGGGCAGCCUCCUGAACACACACAGCAGAUGGAGACGUCGUCCGAGUCGCUGCCCGGCAGCCACGACGGUUUUCUCCAGCCUGGUGCGUUGGGCCCCCGCGACGCUGCCUGCAACGGCGGGCCUGCGGACGCGCCGCCGCCGUCGCCUGGUGCUCAAGCAGCCUUGGCGGCGGGCACUGAGUCCGUGCCCACUUCAGCGCAGGGCGCAGGCAGCGAUGUCGCUGCGUCUCUGUCAGCCGGCAACACAGGACACAGCCAGUGCGCACCUUCCCCCGGCGAGGCACCCGCUGCGGCUAGGCCCGAGCUGGCCGCUGCAGGCAACGCGCCGGGGAGGGACGCCCCUGGGGGAGCCGGCGCCGACGCUGGAAAGGCGUCGCCCCCCGGAGGCCCGCUCGCCCCUGCGGGGGCGACUGCGAAGAGCCAGGGCCCUCCAGCGGCCGCGGGGUCAGGCGCGGCGGCGGCCAAGAGCCCCCAGCCUGCGCAGCCGCAGCCUCAGAAGGUGGCGGCCGCGCUGCGGAAGCUCGGCGUCUCGGAGCUGCCAGUCUUUUCGUCUGACGGCGACGCGGCGGCGGGCGGCGAGGGCCGCUUCGGGCGGGGGGAGCGGAGACCGCGCAGGGCGAACGUGCAGGCGAAGGGGCUCUUCAAGCGGCUGCAAGACGGCAUUUACGGACGCGGUGACGAAGAGUCCUCUCAGACGUCCUCCGGCGGAGCGCAGCAAAAAGAGAAGAGUGACGGCAAGGGCGCCGGGGCCGGCCCCGCGGGCAGUUCUUCUCAAAAGGGGCAUUCGCGAGCAGCGCCGUCUGCAGAGGGAGGCGCAGGGGCUGCCGCCAGGGGAGGCGGUGCAAGUCGCGCGGUGCUGGCCCCCCCUGGUGACGCGCCUGCCGGCGCCGCAGCGGCGAACGGUGGCGUCUCCGGCGCAGCGACGCCGGGUGGUGGGUCGUCGCGGGCGUUUGGAUAUUUUCAGUCGCCUGCCGCGGUGCCUUUCAAGGCCCAUACGCAGGGCAACUCUGCAGCGACCGCGGCGGAGUUCUUCCUGGGGCAUGGUGGGCCCCCGCCCUUUGCGACGCGGAGCGACGAGUGGCGCAGCGCGGGCGGCGCCUCUGCGGUCUCUCUCGCCGUCGGCUAUCCGCCGCGGCUCGAGGGGGCUGCCUCAAGAAACCCGAGGAAGAACGCCGCCAACGCCCUCCAGAGGAAGAAACACGGAGGGGCGGACGGCAGACGCCGAGACGGGAGUGCAGGCCCGUUGCACGAGGGGGACAGCGGGCGGUGGCCGCAGCAGCCGUUCACUGCGGAGCGCGGGACCGCGGGAGGCAGCGCCGCCCUCUCGAGGGGACUUGGAGAUCCUUCCUCUGCCAGCGUCGUGAGGGACUUUCGAGUCGAGCAGCUCAGCCCGGCUGACGGAGAGAGGAGGCACGCGGACAGUGUCGCAGCGUCGAUCUGGCGCGUUUCGUGGGUUGACGGCGCCUGGAAAACACACAGCGUAACUUUCGAGCCGAAUCCGGCAAAAGAUUCGCACCCGACGGCGGCGGCGGAGGCGUGCUCAAGCUUUGCGUUGCGGCUAUAUCAUGGUUUCAGGGAGACUUACGUGCACCUCGACGGCGGAUCGCUGCAGCAUCUCCCUCCCCCGGGGCACCUGCUGGACCGCGAAGCCGAUGCGCGACUGGGUCGGCCGCAGGGCUCAGCGGGUGGAGGCCUGGGCCUCCCCCCAUCUCGGGUGUGGAGCGUAGAGGAACUUCAUCAGCGGUUGCGGCAGCAACACGCGACGGCUGCGAUCAUGGCGAGCCGCAACAACCUGGCGUUUGCGGGGGCCGGUGCCGCGGGAGGCUCAGCUGUGGACGGACCAGGAGGCCCUCUGUCUUUUGGAGACCCGCGGCAAUCCGGAGCCGCCAGGCUCGUGCCUCGAUUAGUUUCUUCUGGCGGAGCAGGAAACGCGGACGCGUCGUACGUCGCACAGGGUACGCCUUCCGACCAGGGUUCGGCACUCGCAUGCGCAGGGAUGGGGCCGUGCAGCUCGGGCUUCGGGGUCCCCGGAGGAGGCUCGGCGGGAGGAGGCGCGGCGUCCCUCGCAGGCCUACACGCAAGUGCGAGUUUCGCGCGGCCCUUUCCUGCGGACCCGAAUAAUGCGGCUUCUUGGGCCGCUGCGCCGUUUCGCGCGGAGCGUGCGACGCCCAGUCCAAAACCUGGCUCUGGCGGCGAGUUCGCGGCGGCGAACGCGUUUGGAGGGACUGGGACGCUAGGCAGUUGCGGAGGGUACGGCUUCCCAGCCACCCACGCCUCUGGAGGAAGGGCGCCGGGCCUUUCAACACCGCCGCAGCCCUUUUUCCGCACGCCUUCGAGCUCGGCCGGAAGGGCUGCCCCAGGGCUCUCUCUGCCCCUCGGCGGUGCUUCUUACGACUCGUCUGCCCUCCCAGGUGCGGCGAGCGACCCGAGGCGCCUGCAUGCGGUCGGCGCUCAUGCGGGCACUGCUGAGUUAGGCCGAGAACUGCUUCCUGCAGCAGGUGCCCUAGUUGGGGGCGCCACACCUCCCGGUGCCUCGUCCGGGGUCGGCGUCGGCUCCGGAUCGCUUCCUGGCUCCUCGCCGCUGCCCUAUCCAUCCCGCGGGAGUGCCGGUCCGGAGGGAGGCCGAGGCGAACUUCCCGUCCGUCCUUCGUUCGGCAGUAGCGGGGCGAAGGGGCCCGAGGCCGCCUUGCCGUCGUCUCGGCCGCGCGGCGCUGCGCCUGCGUCUCUGGCGGCAGCUGGGAAGGGCGGAGGGGCGGGUGCGUGGCUGCAGAACUCCCUCGUCGCCGCGGCUCUGGCGGCUGCUGCGGCCAAGCGGACCGCAGAAGAGCAGGGCUUGCUCGAGGAGGCGAGGCGAGACGCCGAGCGCGAGGCGCUUUUGUCGAAACUUUUGGGGGAGGACGAAGACGAAGAAGAAUGCGCAGAUUCUUUCUGGUCGGUGUCCCUCCCGAGGCUGCUUGUGCUCGACCCCAUGCAAGGCCGAGCCUGCAUGUUUUACAAAGAGAAAGAACGACGACGGCGCCAGCUCACGCGAAACGAUAGGGCUGAGGAGGCAGACGAUGAAGAGGCGGCAGGGACUACGCACCAGACUGGUGCGUCUUGCGCGGCCCUUUCAGGACCAGAAACACAUUUUGUCGGGAAGCGCAGACUGAGCGCGUUCAGCUGCAGCAAAUCAGAGCACGGAGGCAGUGUGCAGCGGCCUGCCAGUUUGAUGGAGGAGCCUCGAAGAGGCGGGGUAGACAGCGCUGUACCCUUUGAAGCUUCUGGUUGCAAUGGAGACGACACGACGCGGACCACGGGGCUGUCGGAAGGCGCACCCGGUCAUGCGGCAAAGCAAGUGGAAACCUGCAACCCUCUGGCCUCUCCUGUGGGGCCUGAGAACGACUCGGCGAGUCAAGAGCUUCCCGCGACUGCCACGGGGAAGGUCGCAGCUCCGGCUGGCAUUCCCUCGAGGCCGCAAAAGCUGGCGACGGCACCGGGCGUCACAGGGUUAGUCGUUGUCGACCUGCUUGAAAGGCAUGAAGAGGAGAGAAGCGAGGUGACAGAAGAGGACGAGGAAUUCGACGACUGUUUUCCGUUCGGCUCGGGUAUGUGUGACGCAGCCGACGACCUAGGAGGAGGUCAGGCAGCUAGCGUGUACGAUGGGCUUCUGCCGUGGGAGUUUCCCGAUAAAACGCUGCUUCUGCUGCAGUCUGCCAUGAAGCGGGAAAACGCCGCAAGUCAUGAUGAUCUCCUGUCCGCAGCCUUCUCUGCCGAGAAACCCGAUCGCGACGCUGCACUCCUGCGGGACCUGGAGCCUUUUUUCCGUCUGGAAAAGCAGAACCCCUACUUCGACGCGCACCAAACACACAAGAAUCUACUUUCUGGCUGCUGCAUCUCUUCUCAUUCUUCGCUCAUCGACGUGCAGAAAGUCAUCAACCGGCUCCGACUCCAGGACGACCGCCGGCCUGAGGAAGGCGAGCGGCUCGCGCGAGUGGCCGCAGAGCAGAGCCAAGGUGCGUGGAAACGCUUGGGCACGGUCUUGCGAGAGUUGGAGGCGCUCGAUGAAGAAGACGACGCCGAAUUGGGCGGCGACGCCGAAGAGACAAGAGAGAGAGAUCGAAGGAAGGACGCUUCCGAAGGAGCGGAAAAACUCCUGACUCCAGGCGGCGACUCCCGCGGAGAUGCUUCCGCUUUGCAGGCGACUGACGGCAGCGAAGCAAAGAUGGAAAAGCCGUGUGAGCUCGCAGAGCAUGCGCAGCCGAAUGACAAACCUCUGCAAGAGAAAGCGUCACUCGCCGCCGUGUCUCCUCGAAGCAACGGUCUGCCGGAGGGCGCUGAUCCGGCCUGCGGGGCGGCGUCGCAGGCGGGAUCGGAGACUCGCGCCGCUUCGUCUGCAGGCUGCUUCGCCGUCCCCUCGGCGACUGCAGGUGCGAAGGAGGAGCCGGGGGAAGGGGGGGGGGCAAUGGAGCGAGGGCAAGAGAUGCAGGCGAGCGCCCAGGGGUCCGCGACGGCGAAGGCCCGCGGCCCGGAGAGUGCGUCUCAGCUCCCGCGCGAAGGCGCCUCUCCACAGAAAGGGAGCGAAGGAGCCGCGGCUGUCCAGCAGCGCCAGCCGGGGGAUGCCGGUGACCGCCAUUCGCUCGCGGACGAGCACGCUGGGCAAGGACCGCAGGCUGAGGGUCUGACAUCUCCCACCCUUGUUGGCGGGCUGGAGUGUAAGGCGGCCGUGGUCUCAGGAGAUGGGCGUCAUGCGGACGAAGCGCAGGACGAGGGAGCCGAGAAAAACGAUUCUGGCCGUGGAGCGCCCCCCCCCCCGGCAAUAAAUGCGGGAUCGAUGGAGGCCGCAGCCGCCUCACCAGACAGGAGGGAACUUCUCGCUGACAGGUCGGGGCGCGAAGGAGUGCCGGCUGAAGAGGGCAUCUCUGCGUCGCCGCCACGCCGAAAAGCCGGAGAAAGCGGCGAGAAGACAGAUGCCGAGGCAGGACAGGGGAAGGCCUUGCAUCAUUCUCCGCAGGUCGUAGGAGCGUCUGACGCGCACGCGUCAACUGCCGCUCACCCCGACCCAGCGCCGGGCGAGUCGAUCCCUUCCCCUCUCUCUCACGUCUCAGGUGAACGCGACGGGGAGCAGAGGAGCGCGGAGUCUCUCUCUUCAUCGCUCUCGAUGGCGGCAGAACAGGCCUCCAGAGAUAGCCCAGCAACGAAAGAUGACGCUGGGAAGGGGGGGUCAGCGGCGCCUACGCCACGCGGGUCGGCGUCGCGGAGCUCUGGAGGUCGACUAGGCUUAGGAGAGAGGCAGCAGGAGGCUAAGCGAGUCCUCGGUUCAUACGCGACUAGGCGCGCCCAGAAGAGGAGACGUCUCGAACUCCUCUCGUCAUCCUGUGAGGAAAUCGAGAAGCGGCUCCGGCGGCUGGCAAACACAUUUCCGUGGUUGCCUGUCCUCAACGCCGCCUUCUUUUCGUCUGCUGCUAGCGAGCGAGGCCUUCCGGACUGUGGAUCAGAUGCGAUGUUGAAGAGAUCAGAGGAUGACACGCGAAAAAGCGUCAAGGGAGCAAGUGACCAUUUGGCCCGCACAGCCGCCAGUCUCUUCGACUCGCCAGGGAGCUGCUUUGAAGCCAAAAUGAAAGACGUGGUGCGUGCGGUAGCAGAGGGAGCGAAGCGAGAGCUAGAUGAUCUAGCCAGCGAUGACGACGACGCAGACGCGGAACUUGUUCCUGAAGAGCUGUGGCUGGCUCGCGCCUCAGCCGUCGCAUCGGCUAGGGCCGAGCAACGCGCCCUCACCGACGCGCGGUGUGCGGCUGCCUCAGCCGCGGCGGCUGCCUCGACAGCUUUCGGGGCGGCCCCAGCCCGUCCUUUCUUGAUGGAGCCUUCAGUCCCCGCCGUGCCGCGAAGCGGUUUCCCUGCGCCUGCAGCGCUUGCGUCGCAUCCAGUCGAGGCGGCGCGUGCGGCGGCGGUCCCGGUUAGCGGCAUGGGGACACCCACAUCGCCGCCUCCAUUUGCCUCGUUUGUGGGGGCGGGCGGCGAAAGGCCGGAAGAGGCGGGCGGAGGGAGUUUUUCAGGCUCCAGGCGCUCCUCGACCAGCACGCAGCGUGCUAGAAAGAAGAAGGGACUCCUGUCUGAUGGCGGGCUCCCUGGGUCGGUCCUGGGCACGCCGAUUGUCUCUCCGGGCGUGCCUGCGUCAGCGCCAGGCUCGCGGCCGGGAUCAGCUGGUGACAGAAAGCCCCGAAAAGGGGACGCCUCCAUCGGCGGGCAACAAGUAGCCGGCCCACCCAUGGACCCGAGUAUGCCGGGAGCUCAGGUGGGGGGAGCAGGUGUCUCUCACUGUGGCAUGUUCCGGGCGCCGGAGCGACUGGGAGACGGUCCGGAGGCAGGGAGUCCGUGGAUGCCCGGCGGCGGGCCGGUCCCUGCGGAGUGCCCGCCAGCGAGCGAUGAGCUUGGGGCAGCCUUCGGGGACGCAGUGGCGGCAGAUCAUCCAGGGCUCCUUAGUCUGAAGGCGGGGCAGCGUCAGAGAGGGAAUGCCUCCAGUAGCCAGGCGUCGCUCUCUGGCCGCGAUCGACGGAGGUCCUCCGUCGCCUCUUCAGUUGCCUUGUUUGCCUCGGCCUCCCGCGGAGGUGCGGGGCCGCCUGGGUCGGUUGUUCGGCGAGGAGACGGCGUGGGCGCCGUGGAGACCACAGACGGCAGUGACACCCUCACAAGCCGGAUGCCUUCUCGGUCGUCGUCUAUUCUUAUCGCGCCCCCGUCUCCAAUUCGCCCCCCGGGUCCCUGCCAUCCAACCGACGGCUAUCCGGGCGCACCGGCGCCGCCACAUGCAGCCGCACUACAGGCCGCGCCCGCGCACCGCGAGGGCGGGCUGGAGGGAAGGACUCCCUGGCACGGGCUUCAGCACCAAGCGGUGGGUGCGAUGGGGGGUGCGUGGCCCUGCGGGGUUUCGGCCGCCCCAGCUGACGGACGGGCGCUGCCGUUUUCUGCAGACGGAGAGGGACUGCCUCAUCAACCACCUUCGAUGUAUGCCCACGCCUCAUCGAGUGAAGGAGGCCAUUCGUCGUUGCCGGCCGGUCCAUAUUUCGGGCUCCAGCGCGUUUACCACGGCUCAGCAUCGUUCUUGCCUCCUGGAGCCCCUGGCGGGGCAAGCGCGUCUGCGCCUCCUGGUUAUGGACACGCCGAUCCUUCCGCGGCCCAGUUCGCUAUUCCCGGCUCACCGGCUCCAGGCUCGCGCACGCCUCUGCUCGCUGGCUGCUCCACCGCAGAGUCUCCGCUAGUGGCGGGCGGCGCGGGGUACGCCGGCAUGCUCCCGCCGGGGCCUGGGCAAGGGCCUGCGCAGUUGCCGGGAACUGGGAUGUAUCUGCCACCUCCCUCUGCGGAUGACAGGGGGUGCCAUCGGGGGGGGACGCCUCCUCAAAUGCAUGCCGCCACGGCAGGCGCGCCCGCGACUUCGAGCGUGCAGAUUGCGCGAGACAUGCUGCCUUACCCAACUUCUUACGGCCUGAUGUCUUCGCCGCACCAGGAGAGCGGCUCGGUUCACCAACGCGAGGCCUGUCUGGGUGGCGCGUCCGACGAAACGGGUGCGCCCUCGCGGCCCGUGGAGGACCUGGGCGGAUCUUCUCAAGCUCUCGCGGCGGGAUGGGACGACACCAGCACGCCAGCUCGCCUUGGCUCCGAGGGAGCACUCUCGGGAGGUAACUUGCCGCACGGAGGAAGUGCAGGAGGCGCAGCAAGGGGAGGGGGGUCGUCAGCGGGAGAAGGGAAGACAGCGAGGCGACGAAAAUCAAAAGGCGGAAAAGAAGAGAGAAGUUGUGCGCCCGCCAGUCACACACUGUCUUUGCAGCGUGUGUCGGCCGAGGGGACCGUAGGCUCCAACUUUUCCAGUGCCCCGCCACCCCCUGACCCUCUGGGGCAAGUGUUUCUCUAG